Molecule: messenger RNA, 1158 nt
Organism: Rotaria sordida
Lineage: Eukaryota; Metazoa; Rotifera; Eurotatoria; Philodinida; Philodinidae
Source: the annotation of a GenBank genome assembly
AUGAGUCAGGAAGAAAUACCAAGAUUUCCUGGUGGUCUUCGACCAUCAGAUGAAACUGCUAUUGAUGAAAGUGGCUUUUUUGGAACACGUCGUGGUUGGGCAAAUAUAAAUCGAUAUGAAAUUAUUUUUCUGAUUGUUGGUAUAUUAGCUGCAAUAGCGACAGACAGUUUAAGCAUUGUUCGUCUUAUUGAUAUUCAUGAUACAAGAGAUCCUGAUUUUGCUUAUGCUAUACUUAUUCUAGUUAAUUCACUAUUUCUUUUAUUAUUUCUUAUUACUGGCAUUCUCUUUCAACGUAUUACUCAUAUUGUGGCUUUUUUUAUUAGUGCUGUUAUGCUUACUAUAUAUGUGAUUGUACAUUAUGUUGCUCGAAGCAAAGAACCUGAUAAUCAUGGUAAAGCUGCAACAAUUCGUCUUAUUCGACUUAUCCUUAUGAUUAUUUUUAAUAUAUGUUUUAUCCCAUUGGCAAUAUUAGUUAUUAGAGAUUAUAGACGUGAUGAAUUUUCUAAACGACUUUUCGGUGCUUUUCCUACAGCACGUCGUCCACUUAAAAUCUAUAAUAUAUUCGAUUGUCUAGCACGUAUUAAUACAAUGCUUUCAAUUUCAACAUUCGUUCUUAAUUUAUACAAUUUUAAUGAUUUGGAAACAACUGAUAAACUUUUACUUGGUAUUGGUAUUCCUUUGGCAUUAUUAUGGUUAGGUAUUGGUAUUGGCAUGAUUCGUCUUGAAAAUUUAAUAUUAGUUGGUAUUUUCUAUUUUAUUUCAUUAUUUCAACCUGGAUUUCUAGGUUAUUCUCUACAUAGCGCUAUUGUUACUUCAUCAACAUCUAUGUCAACGACAGCGACAUUCACAACAACAAUAUCUACCAUUUCAUCUACAAUCAUCACAACUUCAACAUUUAUUUCGUCUAUAUCAACAACAAAAGCUAUUGAUCUAGAAAUUACAACUACACCAAUCACUACUAUUUCAACAUCAAUGCCUAGAGUUCUUGUAUCUGUACCCAAAGCACUUUAUGUGUGUAUAGCGGCAAAUAUUCUUACUCAUAUAUUAUCUAUGAUUUUUGCUUUUAUUUGUAUUCGUAAUUUUGGCAAAGGUCUUAAAGAGAAAGUAUUUAACAAUCGAUUUGAUAAAUGGUUUCGAAAACGUUGGUCUACCACUUGA